Molecule: messenger RNA, 1752 nt
Organism: Acanthosepion pharaonis
Lineage: Eukaryota; Metazoa; Mollusca; Cephalopoda; Sepiida; Sepiidae
Source: the annotation of a GenBank genome assembly
AUGGAAUUGGUGGUUCGAUUCUUUUUAUUGAUUGGUGGUUUUCUAUACUAUCAGAAGAAGAGUCCACAAUGGUCUCUCUGCAUCAACUCUGUCACUGUUUAUUCAAAUCAUUUCUUAUUUUGUCCAAUUAAAUUUUUAAAAAUGAAUGCAAUCAUUGCUGUGUGUCAUUUCUGUGAGCUUCACGGUCCUCGGAUUGUGUUCUGUACACAACCAUUUCACCCACAGGAACCUCGUACUGUAGAUGAUGAUGAUGCCUUAUCUGAUGUCAGUUCUGGACACAUGCACUGUCGAUCCAAAACUGCACAUCGUGGAUCUUUUUCCUCCACAGACAGUGCUGCUGUAACUAGUAUGAAAACAGAUCUAUGCGAGGGUUGUUAUUCAGUAAAGACAGGAUUUGUGAGCCAUGACGAUGAAGGUCCCAUCAGUUAUGUGAGUAGUCAACACCCACACCACCCAAAGGUUUUCAGCAUGGUCCGACAGGCUUGUUUGCGCAGUCUCAGCUGUGAGGUUUGUCCUGGCCGUGAAGGUCCAAUAUUUUUUGGAGACAAGCAACAGGGCAAUGUUCUCAGCUACACAUUUUAUAUCCAGGAUAAUCAAGCUCGAGGGUUUAAACGUUGGUACAGUAUCAUCAUUGUCAUGAUGGAUAAAGUCUACUUAUUAAACUCCUGGUCAUUUCUUGUGCCCAACCUUCAAUUAGUCAUCAAACAGUUACAGACAAAAGCAGAAAAGGUCUAUACAGAGGAGCAAGCUCGAUGCCCACAGAAAGGUUAUAGGGAUAGUAUCUAUCCAGCUAAUUUCCGAUUCCAGCGUGGUGGUAAUAAACCUGCAAGGUCACUGAAAGAGCUAACAGAUGAAAAACACAUUUUUAAAAUGUUACAUAUGUAUUUUGUAUGGAUUUUGAAAGCCUGUGUAAAUCGGACAACAGAAACAUCUCUGGAAGCCCCACCAACAGAAGAUGCCAUUUUAGACACAGAAAGACUUGAAGAAACAGAAGAAGGUUUUAUCAAAUUAUACAUGCGAAAGUCAAGCCCCGAUCUAGAAAAUGCAGAAAUGGAAUCUUCUGAGCCAAACCCAAAUAUUCCAAUGUUUCACAACUUGCAGCAUCUCAUGCAGGUACUUGGUUACCUCAACUUUCACACAGUUGCCCACCACACUAUUAUUGGUAACCAGCUGAUUGUAAAAGGGGCCCAGAAACAGUUAGUUAAAUCUAUGCUGGAUGUAUUAAAGGGUUUGCUUCCCAAGGGCUGCUGUAAAACUAUUUCUUACAGCGAUAAAUAUGAAGAUUCUUGGCGUUGCAACUUCCUUGGAUUGCCACUGGAGAUAGCUUUACCAUACCAUAUUCUUGGCUCAGAACAGUUCCUAUUGAUGGAGAUUAUAUGUCCAAAUGAUAAGCGAGAUGACCUCAACAUGUAUGAGUUUAAGAUCAGUAGCCAGAUUACUCUUCCUGAUAAAGCUCCCAAAGUGUUAACACAAAUGGAACUGGCCUUAAGGAAUACAAAUUUAAACUAUGAAGUAAUUGAGCAGUGCUUGAUCUGUUUAAAGGAAGAAUGGAUGAACAAAGUGAAAGUAUUAUUUAAAUUCACAAAAGCUGGUGGUUGCCGGUCUGAUGAAGACACAAAAAAGUUGCUUCAAGUUGUGGGAGCAAAGGACGAAGACAAACAGUUGCUCAAAUUCUGGAUGACUGGCCUGAGUGUACAAUAUCGCAAUCACAUUUUAUCCACCUCUAUGACACACAAUAUGGCUGCAUCCUAA